AUGGUAUUGGACUCUGUAGCAUCAACACAAAUAAUAAGAGGUCUGCCGAGAACUAUCAAUUUUCUGACGAAGGGAAUGGAAGCAGUCGAAUUUCUAAAAUUCAACAAGGUAGGAUCAAAUAGCAAACCGAAUGCAUUCCCAAUGUUCUACGGUGAG
Molecule: messenger RNA, 156 nt
Organism: Cooperia oncophora
Lineage: Eukaryota; Metazoa; Nematoda; Chromadorea; Rhabditida; Trichostrongylidae
Source: the annotation of a GenBank genome assembly